CACUCACUAUCAUCCAUCCAUCCAUCCAUCCAAACAAACCCUUCAUUCAUAACCAGCUAGCCGACCCACCAUGGAAGUUGUGAAAGAAAUCCCAAUCAGUGGCAAGAACCCAGAAUCCAAAUACAUCCGUGGAGGCAACCAUGACAACCCUUCGCUGCUUCCAUUGAUAGACCUUCCAAUCAUCGACCUUGGCCAGCUCACUGCUCCAUCCCAAGCCACUGAAGAAGCUGAUCAAAAGAUCCGUUCGACUCUCAGCACAUACGGCUGCAUGAUUAUAACAAACCAUGGAGUGGAGAGUUGUCUUGACAAAGUGAGGACGGCGUUCAAGCAAUUCGUCUCGCUGCCAGAAGAAGAGAAGCUGAAAUGGAAGAGGGAAGUUGAUGGUUUUGAAGGGUAUGGGACUGACCCUGUCCCUGGAGAUUUGCUUGUUCGCGAUUGGUCUGCCAGAUUGAGCCUCACUAUUCGUCCAGAGGAGUUCAGACAGUUGAAGUAUUGGCCUGAGAAUCCAGCUGAAUUCAGGGAAGUUGUGGAUGAAUACAGCAGCAAGUUGGUAACAAUCUAUGAAGUCAUCCUGAAGGCACUGGCCAGGUCACUCAACCUGAAAGAAACCACCUUCCUGCACAAGAUGGGAGAGCCAUGGAUAAUGAAUGGAAGAUUCAACUUCUACCCUCCAUGCCCGAGGCCAGAUCUCGUCUUCGGCCUAAAGCCACACUCCGAUUCGACCGUGCUCACGGUUCUCCUGCAGGACAAAGAACUGGGAGGCCUGCAGAUUGAGAAGGACGGCCAGUGGUUCAGAGUUCCCAUCGUUCCAGGCGCCCUUGUCAUCAAUGUUGGGGAGCAGCUAGAGAUACUGAGCAAUGGGGUGUUCAAGAGCUUGUACCACAGGGCAAUGGUGGAUUCAGAAGGGGAGAGAAUCUCCCUGGCUAUGCUUUCUCUUUCAAACCCGGAAGUGAUAGUGGAACCGAUUGAAGAGCUUGUGAAUGAAGAAAGGCCACCAAUGUACAGGAAGGUGAAAUAUGAAGAAACUACCCAUUUCCUGUACUACCAGAGUGGGAGGAGAGUCAUUGAUGAUGCCAGAAUUUGAAGCUCUCUCUUUGAUAAAAGUCUGCAACUUUUCCAACUUGCCCUGAUCCAGUUUUCCGAGUCUGUAAUCUGAAGUUUGUGUUGAAAAUUCCAUUUCCAGGCACAUUGAACAGAGGAAUAGACUUUUUUGAACACAGGGGAAUAGACUAUGAUAACGAAA
Messenger RNA from Linum trigynum, 1243 nucleotides. The record is from the annotation of a GenBank genome assembly. Lineage: Eukaryota; Viridiplantae; Streptophyta; Magnoliopsida; Malpighiales; Linaceae.